Messenger RNA from Hirundo rustica (Barn swallow), 2658 nucleotides. It is a transcript of the gene DDX49, whose product is annotated as DEAD-box helicase 49. Gene Ontology annotation, molecular function: RNA helicase activity; nucleic acid binding; ATP binding. Bases 7 to 1458 code for a protein of 483 amino acids. The record is from RefSeq and is a predicted model, not a curated record. The transcript has 13 exons. Lineage: Eukaryota; Metazoa; Chordata; Aves; Passeriformes; Hirundinidae.
GCCGGCAUGGCGGAGUUCCGGGUGCUGGGGCUGGCGCCGUGGCUGGCGGAGCAGGCGAGGCAGGUGGGGCUGCUGCGGCCCACGCCCGUGCAGGCCGCCUGCAUCCCGCCCGUGCUGCAGGGCCGGGACUGCCUGGGCUGUGCCAAGACGGGCAGCGGGAAGACGGCGGCCUUCGUGCUGCCCGUGCUGCAGGUGCUCUCCGAGGAUCCCUACGGCAUCUUCUGCCUCGUGCUGACCCCCACCAGGGAGCUGGCGUACCAGAUCGCCGAGCAGUUCCGAGUGCUGGGAAAACCCCUGGGCCUGAAGGAUUGUGUGGUGGUGGGCGGCCUGGACAUGGUGGCCCAGGCCCUGGAGCUGGCCCGCAAGCCCCACGUGGUGAUCGCCACCCCCGGCCGCCUCGCCGACCACCUGCGCAGCUCCAGCACCUUCAGCCUCAGGAAAAUCAAAUUCCUGGUGCUGGACGAGGCUGACCGCCUGCUGGAGCAGGGCUGCGCGGAUUUCAGCGCGGACCUGGAGCUGAUCCUGGAGGCGCUGCCCGCGCGCCGCCAGACGCUGCUCUUCAGUGCCACCCUCACGGCCACGCUGAGCCAGCUGCGGGCCCUGGCUGCCAACAGCCCCUUCUUCUGGGAGGCUGAGGCCCAGGUGAGGACGGUGGAGGAGCUGGAGCAGCGGUACCUGCUGGUGCCCGAGGCGCUCAAGGACGCCUACCUGGUGCACCUGGUGCAGAGCUUCCAGGACCUGCACCAGGACUGGGCCAUCAUCAUCUUCACCAAAACCUGCAAGGACUGCCAGGUGCUGAACAUGAUGCUGAGGAAAUUCAACUUCCCUUCCGUGGCUCUGCAUUCCAUGAUGAAACAGAAGCAGAGAUUUGCGGCUUUGGCCAAGUUCAAGUCCAGCAUCUUCAAGAUCCUCAUCGCCACCGACGUGGCUGCCAGAGGUUUGGACAUCCCUGCAGUGCAGCUCGUCAUCAACCACAACACGCCGGGGCUGCCCAAGAUCUACAUCCACCGCGUGGGGAGGACGGCGCGCGCCGGGCGGAGGGGCACGGCCAUCACGCUGGUGACGCAGUACGACAUCCACCUGGUGCACGCCAUCGAGGAGGAGAUCAAGCUGAAGCUGCAGGAGUUCUCCGUGGAGGAGCAGCUGGUGCUGGACAUCCUGACCCAAGUGAACGUCACCAGGAGGGAGUGUGAGAUCGAGCUGGAGGGGAUGGAUUUUGAUGAGAAGAAGGAAAUCAAUAAAAGGAAACAGAUGAUUCUGGAAGGGAAGGACCCCGAGCUGGAGGCCAGGAGGAGAGCAGAGCUGGCCAAGAUCAGGAGGAAGAACAGGGAAUGUCGGGAGAAGGUGCAGCAGAGCCUGGAGAGGAGGAAGCAGCUGCGGCUGAAGAGGAAACUGCAGAAGAGGAUGGAGAGGAGGAGGAGGAAGGAGGAGAAGGAGGAGGAGAAGGAGGAGCAGUGACAUCCUGGGGCUGGCCUGGAAUUGCUGCUGCUUUGGGGAAGUUGGGAUUGAGCGCUUCAAUGUGGACGUUCCUGACCUGAAACCAGCGCUGGGGAGAAGGGAAGAAUCCCCAAAUCCUGGGGUGGUUUGGGUUGGAAGGACCUCAGACCUCAUCCAGCUCCACCCAGGCUGCUCCAGCCCGGCCCUGGGCACUUCCAGGGAUCCUGGGGCUUCUCUGGGAAUUCCAGCCCGUUCCAUCUCUGCCCUCACAGCCAGGAAUUCCUUCCCCAAAUCCCACCCAGGUUCCCCUUUUCCAGUUUAAUCCAUUCCCUGUGUCCUGGAAUUCCAUCCCUCAGCCCAAAUCCUCUGCAGCUCUCCUGGAGCUCCUUUAGGCUCUGGAAUCGGAUCCAAGGUUUCCCUGGAAUUUCCCUUCUCCCACCUUUCCUGGCACAUUCCAGGGAUCCAGGACAGCCACAUUUUCUGGGAAUUCCAUCCCAGCCCCUCCCCACCCUCCCAGGGAAGUUUUCCCCCCCUGCACAGUUCCUGGCAGGCUGGAUCACUCCUGGAGAAUCAGAAUUCCUUGCCGGAGCAGAGGCCAGGCCUGGAUUCCUGCUGGAAUAAUUCCUGUCCCUUCCAGGGGCUGCGGCUGCCGCUCAAACUUGUUUGGAUCAACAGAUCCUCCCCUGAGCCAGAGUCUAAAAAUAAAUCCUGGGACAAAGCUGAGCUCAGCCUCUGUCUGUGCCAGAGCCCAGAGUUUUCCCAGAGGGGAGAAUUCCUGGAAUGCAGGGGGAGGUUGUGGCUGAUCCUGGGCCUCUGGGAAUAAUCCUGCUUCAGGAAUAAUCCUGCUCUGGGAAUAACCUUUGUACUUUCCAAGCGUUUUUCUGCCUCAGGCUGCAGCCCUGGGAGUUCUCCUUGCUCCUGGUUUGCAGACAGGGCCCCGCUCUCGGGGGUUUCCAAGGGAAUUCCUGCUCAGAAGAGCCCAGGAUUCCCUCCUUCCAUCCAGAGGGGUUUGGGGCUUCCCCCUGUGUGUGUUUGCGAGGGGCUGAGCGAUCCUAAAAUCCAGUUCUGUUUCCCUCUGGAGGCAAAAAUUCCCAGCUUUUGGCCAGCUCUGUCCCAGCUUUGAUCCUCAGUGCCUUUUCUGUGACUGAAACUCUGUUAUUUCUGUGCUUCACAAAAACAACGUCUGGGGCCCGUGCCCAGAUAAAUAUUUAUUGCCACAAA